CAAGAACUCUGCACUAGGCAGGCAACGUUGACAGAUGAUAAUCGACACACGUUCCGGCCUGGUGCGACAGAGAAAACGUCUGACGGAAGAGGAUAGCAAGAAGUCAGAUACAUCAAUUUCAAUCAAACACACAUUUUAUCUAGAAAUUACAAACAUGGCGGCGCUAACACGAAGAGUUUUCUGUAAAAUUACUCAAGAUUUCACCAAGUACCAUAGCGGUGCUCGGUUUUACGCCAAAAAAUCCAAUUAUAUUACGCCAGGACCACUUUUUAGUCAAAAUAAUGAGUCGAUCGCAUCAAAAGGAUUCUUGCGGUCACAGAAAUCAUACGACCCCCCACAAGACAGUGAUUCCAAAGUAACAAAUUUAUGCAAAUCUUUGAAUAUAUCUCAAGAUGAUAAAACUGUAUUAAAAGGUUCCCAAAAAUAUGAACUUUUAUCAAAAUGUAGUUCUGCUUUCAAUCACAGUGUUCCUAAUUCUCUACUUCACGAAAUUGAGACUAUUGAGGACGUAAAGAAUUUCUAUGCAACCCCUGUUAGCAAUGUCACACCUUUAGAUGCAAUGAAAAAUAUGGACCUACCUCCAAACUUACAUAUUACGUAUGAAUACCAUAGAUUCCAUCCUGAUACUGAUAAAUUAUUUGGAGGCCAAACAGCUUUCCCAGAAAGUUCGACUUUGGUUACUGGACUUAAAUAUAAAAAUAAAUACCAAGGCUUUACUCCUGAAAAGAAAUAUGAUCCAGAAAGUGUUCGAUAA
Ctenocephalides felis (cat flea) is the source of this 754-nucleotide messenger RNA. RefSeq names its product 39S ribosomal protein L50, mitochondrial (gene mRpL50). The transcript is spliced from 5 exons. NCBI's taxonomy places the organism in Eukaryota, Metazoa, Arthropoda, Insecta, Siphonaptera, Pulicidae. The record is from RefSeq and is a predicted model, not a curated record. Bases 35 to 754 code for a protein of 239 amino acids. Gene Ontology annotation, cellular component: mitochondrial large ribosomal subunit; mitochondrion.